AUGCCGUACAAAAUCUGGGCAGAUUUGGCCAAGAUAGUCGCCACAGCGUCCAUCGUCAUCGUAGUUACUGCCCUCCUCGUCCGCUGGCGGCAGCCAUUAGAGGUGCCUAAGCCCAAGAGGCUGACCUUUCGUGUCGACAACAUCCCAAUCAAUGACACCAAAGAACUAGAACAUAAUAUAAAGUCCUUUGCUGAGCAGGACCCGGACUUGCAGAGGGCUGUUGCUACCAUAAUUUGCCAUCGUUUGACACCAAGGGACAAGCACUUUUUCUGCGCUACGGUUUCUAUUACUACGUCACUGUCUGGGGAGAACCUAUGCGCACGUCUAAGCCGAACUAGCAAAUGUUACCCAUACACAUUUACCUGCAGAUUUGAUGGAAUCACACCACUCUACGAGGGCGAGAGCGGAGCAGAUGUCGACAUCAUUGCCGUCCCAGGCCUAGGAAGCCACGCCCUUGGUUCUUGGAAAUCCAUAGACAGCGAUGAAGUUUGGCUACGAGACUUCCUGCCUAUAGACCUGCCGGAAGACCUGCCCAAGGUCCGAGUACUGCUGUACGGUUAUGAUACAACUCUACUGAACAGCCUAUCGAAACAGUCUAUCGAAGACCUAGGUGGUGCCUUGCUAGAGCAGAUCAAUGCCUUUCGAGCGAAUGAUGGUACUUCUCGCCGUCCGAUCGUCCUUAUCGGCCAUAGCCUCGGCGGAUUACUGAUCAAAGAGCUUCUUAUUCGUGCUCGUAGAGGACGAAGUAAUGCGGACUCGGACCUAUCUAAAGCUUGUUUUGGACUGCUUUUCUUCGGCGUACCGAAUCUCGGCCUCCGAAAUGAACAGUUGAGAACGAUUGUCCAGGGCCAGCCGAAUAAAGCACUGAUCGACGACUUGCUCGUGGACAACGAUUCGGAGCCCUCAACCUUCCUUAAGAGGCUUUCUGAUCAGUUUUCCGAGAGCUGUAAGGGCCACUACCGUGUAGUGACAUUCUUUGAGCGCAUCCUUAGUCCAACCUUAGAGCAUGCUCAAGACGGGAAAUGGAACAAGACCGGCCGCCCAUCUUUACUAGUAACAGAAAAGUCGGCCAUAAGCACGGGUUUAUAUGAAGACAAAAUCUCCCUUAACACAGAUCAUUCGGGGCUUGUGAAGUAUAGCUCCAGGAACCAAGCGGAUUAUCUCAUCGUGAAGGAACGACUUCAAAGACUUGUUCGUGACGCGAAGGUGAAGGUCGCAGAACGAUUCGCUAAGGACAGCCUAUACCUACCCCAGUCGAAAAUAAUACAGUCAUGCCUGAAGUCACUAGCCUUUGAGGACAUAGACAGCCGGCAGAAUAAGAUUGAUAUCGCUGCUACGGGCACAUAUAGUUGGCUUCUUAGUCACGAAACCCUGACACAAUGGACUCGUCAAAACCGAGGCCUGCUCUGGAUAAGAGGAAAACCCGGAUCUGGAAAAUCAACGCUCAUGAAAUAUGCCCUCCAAGAGAUUCCUGCUGUUUAUGACGUGGACGCUCUAGUGAUCUCCUUCUUUUUUCAUGGACGCGGCCAUGAACUUCAGAAAACUCCACUAGGGCUCUACCGAUCUCUUAUACAUCAGCUACUAAAGAGUGUAUCAGGAGCACUGACUGAUCUGGUCGAGUACUUUCAGGAACAGCAAAGGACAAUUGGCGAGCCCGGAGAUAAGUGGAAUUGGGAGCUACAGCAACUACAGGCUUUCUUAAAGUCAUCGCUUAUAAGAAUUUUGAAGACCCGUUCGGUUGUCCUAUGCAUUGAUGCGCUUGACGAGUGCGGCGAAGAACUGGCCGUCGAACUAAUCAAAGACUUCGACGAUCUAUGUUUAAGUCUCCCAUCAACAGAGUCUCGGUUCGGUAUCUGCUUCUCUUGUCGUGAGUACCCUAUUCUUGAUCUCCGUGAAGGAUCAACUAUAGUGUUACAUAAAGAGAAUAAGGCAGACAUCGCCGCUUUUGUUCGAGAGCGCUUCUCUAUAAGCGAUAUAGACACUGAAAUGCAAGAAGAAAUAUGCACCCGCGCGGAAGGUGUUUUUCUAUGGGCAUACUUUGUUAUUCAACGACUACUACGUAUGGAGCGGAAUGGGGAACCAAAAGGAAAGAUCAAGGCAGAAAUCAAACGUAUUCCUCAAGGCUUAGGUGAACUAUAUCAUGAGCUCAUUCAGGGUAUGAAAGAUCGUCCGGAGGCUCUAAAGCUAAUGCAAUGGAUCUGUUUCUCUACGAGACCGUUAACGACCGUCGAGCUACAAUGGUCUAUGGUAGUUGAUCCCGGCUGCGCACAUCAGACUCUCGACGAGUGUUACCAGUCGGAUGACUUCAUUGCCGAAAAAGACAUCGACAGAAGAUUUAAGACCCUAAGCUGUGGACUCACAGAAAUCGUACCAUCCAGAAAUGCUCGCAUUGUUCAGUUCAUCCACCAGUCGGUAAAGGACUUCUUCAUCGAGCAUGGGUUAUUGAUUCUGGGUCAGACAAGGGAAAUCGAUAUAGUAGGCCCUACUGCUCAUUAUCGCCUAUCAUGUUGUUGUGUCCGUUAUCUCAGAAUGGUUAUGAUCUCUCGGUAUAACUUCACUGGGUGGGAUGACGGGUCUAAUUUCCCCUUCCUACACUAUGCUACAACAUCGUGGGUAUCUCACAUUCAGUAUGGCGAGAAAACAGAAAGAGCCCUAAAUGAUCUUCUGGAAUACCUAGAUUGGCCGAGGGGGUCUUUUAUCCAACAAUGGGUAGAGAUAUACAGAACACUUGAGCUCUACCGUGCUCCACCUAGUGGAAGUACACUGUUGCAUAUCAUCGCAAGAUACGGGUUGACCAAGCUGCUUAAGUGCGUUCUGCUUUGCACAGACAAUGUGGAGCUGGAUGUUGAUGCCAAAGACACAGAAUAUGGCCAGACACCAUUAUCAUGGGCUGCUAAGGGUGGUCACGAUGCUGUUGUCAAGAUACUUCUCGACACAAACAAGGUGGAUGUCGAUGCCAAAGACACAAGAUAUGGCCAGACACCAUUAUCAUGGGCUGCUGAGGGUGGUCACGAUGCUGUUGUCAAGAUGCUUCUCGACACAAACAAGGUGGAUGUCGAUGCUAAAAGUAUAGGUAACUCUACACCACUCCUCUUGGCUGCCUGGCGUGGUCACGAUGCUGUUGUCAAGAUGCUUCUCGACACAAACAAGGUGGAUGUCGAUUCCAAAGACACAGAAUAUGGCCGGACACCAUUGUCAUGGGCUACUGAGGGUGGUCAUGAUGCUGUUGUCAAGAUACUUCUCGAUACAAACAAGGUGGAUGUCGAUGCCAAAGACACAAAAUAUGGCGGGACACCUUUAUCAUGGGCUGCUAAGGGUGGUCACGAUGCUGUUGUCAAGAUGCUUCUCGACACAAACAAGGUGGAUGUUGAUGCCAAAGACACAGAAUAUGGCUGGACACCAUUAUCAUGGGCUGCUGAGGGCGGUCACGAUGCUGUUGUCAAAUUGCUUCUCGACAUAAACAAGGUGGAUGUCGAUACUAAAAGUACAGAUAACUCUAUACCACUACUCUUGGCUGCUAAGGGUGGUCACGAUGCUGUUGUCAAGAUGCUUCUCGACACGAACAAGGUGGACGUCGAUGCUAAAAGUACAGAUAACUCUACACCACUACUCUUGGCUGCCUGGGGUGGUCAAAAUGCUGUUGUUAAGAUGCUUCUCGAUAUAGAUAUGGUGGAUAUCGAUGCCAAAGAUACAAAAUAUGGCGGAACACCAUUAUCAUGGGCUGCUGAGGGUGGUCACGAUGCUGUUGUCAAGAUGCUUCUCGACACAAACAAGGUGGAUGUCGAUUCCAAAGACACAGAAUAUGGUCGGACACCAUUAUCAUGGGCUGCUGAGGGUGGUCACGAUGCUGUUGUCAAGAUGCUUCUUGAUAUAGAUAAGGUGGAUGUCGAUGCCAAAGACACAGAAUAUGGCCGGACACCAUUAUCAUGGGCUGCUGAGGGUGGUCACGAUGCUGUUGUCAAGAUGCUUCUCGACACAAACAAGGUGGAUGUCGAUGCCAAAGACACAAAAUAUGGCCGGACACCAUUAUCAUGGGCUUCUGAGAAUGGUCACGAUGCUGUUGUCAAGAUACUUCUCGAUACAGAUAAGGUGGAUGUCGAUGCCAAAGACACAAAAUAUGGCCGGACACCAUCAUCAUGGGCUGCUGAGGGUGGUCACGAUGCUGUUGUCAAGAUGCUCCUUAAUGCAGGAGGUACCUGUGGAUGA
Penicillium taxi is the source of this 4206-nucleotide messenger RNA. RefSeq lists its product as uncharacterized. Lineage: Eukaryota; Fungi; Ascomycota; Eurotiomycetes; Eurotiales; Aspergillaceae. The transcript has 6 exons. The record is from RefSeq and is a predicted model, not a curated record. Gene Ontology annotation, molecular function: protein binding. Bases 1 to 4206 code for a protein of 1401 amino acids.